AUGCUUCGCUCGGCCAUCGCUCGCACUGUCGCCCCUGCUCGCUCUGCCGCUUUCGCGACCCGCCGCACGUACGUCAACCUCGCCCCGAUCUCGACCUCGCACGCAACGUCCUCCGGUUCUCGCGCGGCUGGCCAUGUCAAGACGGACCAGGGAGCCGAGUUCAAGAUGGACUUGCAGAAGGAGUUGGGCGGCGCCGGCAAGCAGCUGAACCCCGAGGUCCUCCUCGCUGCCGGCUACGGUACUUGCUUCCUUUCUGCGCUGGCCGCCACGCACGGUAACUUGCACAAGGACGCCAAGCCGCUCCCCAAGUCGGCAAAGGUCGAUACCGAGGUCACCAUUGGCAAGGACGCCGACGAGAAGACUCCGGGCUUCUUCCUCGCCGUCAACCUCAAGGUCCACUCGGCGCCCCUCAAGGAGGUCGGCUUGUCGGACGAACAGAUUCACAAGCUCGUCGAAGAGGCGCAUGAGCUCUGCCCGUACUCGAGGGCGUUCAAGGGUAAUGUCGAUGUCAAGCUGAGCGUUGAAUGCUCUGUCCUGAGAAUGCGACAAGUUCCAGUCGGUGACGAAGGAUAUUGUCAUGCGUCCGGCGGGGACGCUCCCGAAGCUACCGACACCGCUUAA
Rhodotorula toruloides NP11 is the source of this 621-nucleotide messenger RNA. RefSeq names its product organic hydroperoxide resistance protein. The transcript has 4 exons. Lineage: Eukaryota; Fungi; Basidiomycota; Microbotryomycetes; Sporidiobolales; Sporidiobolaceae. Gene Ontology annotation, biological process: response to oxidative stress. The coding region runs from base 1 to 621 and encodes 206 amino acids. The record is from RefSeq and is a predicted model, not a curated record.